CACCAUUUCUGUCUACUUUUUUCCCCUUUGCGCCCCUCGGUGACAUUGAGUACUCCCGCGCCACCGCCUUCCUGGAGGUGCUGUGCGGUUUGAAGGAGUAGGCGACCAUGGGGAGCCUCCGCGGCCUGCUCCUGGCGGCGGGGAAUUAUUUUAGGUUAUGUGAAAAAGAUGCUUUCUCAUUUCUGAGGCUUACCAGAAACUCUGAUUUGAAGAGAAUAAAUGGUUAUUGCACCAAACCACAGGAAAGUCCAAAACCUCCAUCCCACACUUACACCCACCGAGUGCCAUUACACAAACCUACGCACUGGGAGAGGAAGAUCCUGAUAUGGGCAGGUCGCUUCAAAAAGGAAGAAGACAUCCCAGAGACUAUCUCGUUUGAGAUGCUUGAUGCUGCAAAGAACAAGGUCCGGGUGAAGAUCAGCUAUAUAAUGAUGGCCCUGACCGUGGCAGGAUGCAUCUUGAUGGUUAUCGAGGGCAAGAAGGCUGCCAGACGACAUGAAUCUUUAACAAGCCUGAACUUAGAAAAGAAAGCUCGUCUGAGAGAGGAAGCAGCGAUGAAGGCCAAAACAGAGUAGCAGCGGUAUCCACGUUGGCUGGAUUUUGAAAAUCCAGGGGAUGUUUCAGCAACAGCCUGUAUUAAAGACUGUCGUAUGAGGAUCCACAUCGUGCAAGCAUGGUUGGUACAAACAUACCAUUACCCUGUUUUGCUCUAGAGGUACAAAUAAAUUUUCUUAAAGAAC
Artibeus jamaicensis (Jamaican fruit-eating bat) is the source of this 740-nucleotide messenger RNA. It is a transcript of the gene FAM162A, whose product is annotated as family with sequence similarity 162 member A. Gene Ontology annotation, cellular component: mitochondrion. Gene Ontology annotation, biological process: cellular response to hypoxia; positive regulation of release of cytochrome c from mitochondria; neuron apoptotic process. The record is from RefSeq and is a predicted model, not a curated record. NCBI's taxonomy places the organism in Eukaryota, Metazoa, Chordata, Mammalia, Chiroptera, Phyllostomidae. The transcript is spliced from 5 exons. Bases 108 to 575 code for a protein of 155 amino acids.